This is a messenger RNA of Sinocyclocheilus rhinocerous, 935 nucleotides long. It is a transcript of the gene bag2, whose product is annotated as BCL2 associated athanogene 2. Gene Ontology annotation, biological process: protein stabilization. NCBI's taxonomy places the organism in Eukaryota, Metazoa, Chordata, Actinopteri, Cypriniformes, Cyprinidae. The record is from RefSeq and is a predicted model, not a curated record. Gene Ontology annotation, molecular function: protein-folding chaperone binding; adenyl-nucleotide exchange factor activity. Bases 293 to 919 code for a protein of 208 amino acids. The transcript has 3 exons.
CGUUUGACGCUGUCACUGUCUACAGUACUGGCUAUCUUUUGUGCCAGAUAAAUGUCUCAAGUUUGAAAAUGAUUGUGUUGAAUGUUUAUAGCUCAACGUGUCGUCGCCCACUUUACAGUACAGUUCGGAGAUUUGCAAACGCUGUGCGAAUCGAUUCGACCGAAUCAUUCAAAGAGUGAACGAUUCAUUGGCGGACCGGACAUCGCUACAUUGCUCGGGUGGUCUGCUCCGAUAUAUCCUAUACAGUUCACUGCACCCGUCAAAUCAUUCAUUAACGCGACUAGCAGCAGCUAUGGCACAAGCGAAAAUUAACGCUAAAAUGAACGAUGCAUCUAAAGGCAAAUUCACCCGAACGCUUUCGAUGGCGGACCGGUCCGGACAGUUACUGGAAAGUCUGGAUCAGAUUGAGACGAGGGUGGAGGCUCUUCGCGAGGAAGCCACUGCGAUGGAGCAGGAGAGAGAGUGCUUGAUCGAGAUGAUCCAGUCCAUACGAAACAGUCAGGAAAUGAGGAGCGUUUGUGACGGGGAAAGGGAAGAGCUCUCUCUGACCGCCUCGAGACUCCUGGGCAGGACGUUAACGGUGAGCAUUUCAGUGGAUACCAUCCGAAACAACCAGCAGGAAGAGGCCUUGAAGAAAGCCACGGCCAUUAUCGACGAGAUCGCUGGGAAAGUGCUGGAGGACAUGGAGGAGGCCAGAAAGCGUCUGCAGGCCCUUCACGCCGCGUGUGUGACCGACGCGCCUCCUGUGCCUCUGGAUCAGAAGUUUCAGAGCGUCGUGAUCAGCUGCGCCCUGGAGGACCAGAAGAAGAUCAAGAGGCGCCUCGAGACCCUCAUCAGGAACAUGGACAAUGCGGAGAAAACCAUUAAAAUUAUGGAUAACCAGAAAGUUGAUCAUUCCAGUCUUACCAACGGCAAAUAGAGGCUGAGGGACUGAC